UAUUGUGUAACUAUAAGACCAUUAAAGAAGAUAAUGGAUACCAAAAUAUACACAAUUAUACAUGGAAAUAUAAUCGAAGAAAGUAAAAUAAUAAUAUUAAAAAAUCAGGACAUAGAGAACAUCUAUAAGUUUUGCCAAACUCAUUUAAUCGAGCUGUAGGAUGGCUGCCUGACAAGCUAAAGAAGAAGACAGUACAUAAAAUUUCAUUUUGUCACGGAAUACAACAUGGAGUCAAGAUAAAGGGGGAUAACAGCAGUCCGUAACACCGGCGGACUUCACCAACGCCCUCCCGUUGCCCUCCAGGUGCAGUCAGACCUUACAACAGAAACCUUUUGCUACCCGACGACAACACCAUGGCUAGCGCUGCACCUCCUGGGUAUCCGCCGAUGUCCACACCCUCUACAGACCAGACUGCAUUUGGGGUUAUGGGACCCGGUUAUACCUCAGACGGUUCUAACCUCCCCAAAAGAAAUGAUGUAGUAACUACUACACCCCAGCAAAUAGAGAUACAAAUGGCCCAGCAGAUGGCCUAUGGUCCUAGAGUGGUGGUGACUGUGACCGAACCUCCGACACAGGUUGCUCUUCUCUUGUCUGUGCUGAGCUCCAUCUUCUGUUGUAUCAUUUGUGGCUUCACGGGAAUGAUCUUUUCGUGGAAGGCUCGCAUCGACGUCCUCAACAACAAACUCGAGCACGCGCGCCACUCACUCGUCAUCGUCUGGAUUCUCUUUGGCUUUGCCAUCUUCUUUGGCAUCAUCACCUGGACAGUCGUCGCCUUUUAUUGUAUCUUCGCAACCAGAACUUUAUUUUAACUACCAAACGUCAGCUGAGACCCAAAGG
This is a messenger RNA of Pomacea canaliculata, 837 nucleotides long. RefSeq lists its product as uncharacterized. The record is from RefSeq and is a predicted model, not a curated record. NCBI's taxonomy places the organism in Eukaryota, Metazoa, Mollusca, Gastropoda, Architaenioglossa, Ampullariidae. The transcript is spliced from 4 exons. The coding region runs from base 354 to 809 and encodes 151 amino acids.